This is a messenger RNA of Panicum hallii, 2283 nucleotides long. RefSeq names its product glucan endo-1,3-beta-glucosidase 13-like. Gene Ontology annotation, cellular component: plasma membrane. Gene Ontology annotation, biological process: carbohydrate metabolic process. The coding region runs from base 40 to 2004 and encodes 654 amino acids. Gene Ontology annotation, molecular function: hydrolase activity, hydrolyzing O-glycosyl compounds. The record is from RefSeq and is a predicted model, not a curated record. The transcript has 5 exons. NCBI's taxonomy places the organism in Eukaryota, Viridiplantae, Streptophyta, Magnoliopsida, Poales, Poaceae.
AUCCUGCUCGAUCUGUCUGGUGGUCUGCUACAGGAGAGCAUGCUCAGCUGUGCCCCUGGCCGUCGCAGGGAGGGGAUCGAGAGCAUGGUGCUCGCUCGCUUCCUCACCGUCGUCCUCGUCAGCGCCGCCGCACUGCCGCUGCUCCUUUUCUCCUGUGCAGCAGAGGCGGCCGGCGGCGAGGUUGGCGUGAGCUACGGGAGGGUGGCGAACGAUCUGCCGCCGGACCAGGGGUCGGUGGUGGACCUGCUCAGGCGGAACGGCAUCACCAUGGUCAGGAUCUACGACGCCGACCCCGACGUGCUCAAGUCGCUGGCUAACACCGGCAUCAAGGUGAUGGUGAUGCUGCCCAACGAGAACCUGGCCCAGGCGGCCAGGGACCCGCCCUACGCGCUCAGGUGGGUACAGAGCAAAGUGAAGGCGUACUACCCGGCCACGCGGAUCGACGGCGUGGCCGUGGGGAACGAGGUGUUCCACGCGAGGCCGGAACUGAACCCGGACCUCGUCCCGGCCAUGACCAACGUGCAGGCGGCGCUGGCGCAGCUGAACCUGGCCGACGCCAUAAAGGUGUCCACGCCGAUCGCGCUCGACGCGCUGGUGGAGUCCUCGGCCUGGCCGCCGUCGUCUGGCAGAUUCAAGGACGAGGUGCAGCCGGUGAUGAAGCACAUGCUCGACUUCCUGCAGACGACCCGCUCCUACCUCUCCGUCAAUCUGUUCCCGUGCCUGACGUACAUGUAUCAACCUGACAUGAACCGCGACUUCGCCCUGGGCAACUCCAACGCCCCCAGCCAGCGCGACGACGUCACCGGCCUCGUGUACCACAGCCUCCUGGACGCCCAGCUCGACGCCACGUACUUCGCCAUGGAGAAGUUGGGGUUCCCCCAGUUGAGAGUGCGCCACACGGAGCACGGGUGUGCGUCGGGCGGAGGACUCAAACCCGGCCACGGCGGGAGGCGCCUGGGGGACGGGGACGGAGGCGCGGCGCCCUCGGUAGCCAACGCCCAGGCGUACAUCAACAACCUCAUGGACCGCGUGGCGUCCGGCCGGACGGGGACGCCGCACCGCCCGGACGCCGACAUGGACGUCUACAUCUUCGCCCUCUUCAACGAGAACCAGAAGGGCGACGGGCCGGACGACAUCGAGGCACACUACGGCCUGUUCUACCCCAACAUGCAGAAGGUGUACGAGUUCCAGUUCCCCGGCAGCGCAGCGGCGGCGAGCUGGUGCGUGGCGAACGCGGCGGUCGGGGACGCGCGGCUGCAGGCGGCGCUGGACUGGGCGUGCGGCCAUGGCGCGGACUGCAGCGCCAUCCAGCCCGGGGCGGCGUGCUUCGAGCCCAACACCAAGCUCGCGCACGCCUCGUACGCGUUCAACAGCUACUACCAGCGCAACGGCCGGGCCAGCGGGGCGUGCGACUUCGCCGGUGCAGCUUACGUCGUCAACCAGGCGCCAUCAGGCACCUGCAGCGCGACGGCGGCGAGCUGGUGCGUGGCGAACACGGCGGUCGGCGACGCGCGGCUGCAGGCGGCGCUGGACUGGGCGUGCGGCAACGGCGCGGACUGCAGCGCCAUCCAGCCCGGCGCAACGUGCUUCCAGCCGGACACCAAGGCCGCCCACGCCUCGUACGCGUUCAACAGCUACUACCAGCGCAAGGGCCGCGCCUCCGGGACGUGCGACUUCGCCGGCGCCGCCUCCGUCGUCUACAACGAACCAGCCGGCGCCUGCGACGCGACGUCGAGCUGGUGCGUGGCGAACGCGGGCGUCGGCGACGCGCGGCUGCAGGCGGCGCUGGACUGGGCGUGCGGCCACGGCGCGAACUGCGGCGCCAUCCAGCCCGGCGGCGCGUGCUUCGACCCUAACACCAAGGCCGCGCACGCCUCGCACGCCUUCAACAGCUACUACCAGCGCAACCGCCGGGCAAGCGGCACGUGCGACUUCGCCGGCGCCGGCUCCGUCGUCUACCAGGCGCCAAAGAUCGGAAACUGCGUGCUCCCGUCGAGGGUAUGAUGAUGAAGAUGAUGAACUCGUCUCAGCAUACGUAGUAGCAUCAUAGCAAUCAAUACCAUGAAAUUAAGGUCCGAUAUCCAGUUCCACCCUCUACUAUGGAACUGAAGAAUAAAGCACGGAAGCUAAAAAAAAGUUUCUGUGCUGGCAAUGUAUAUAGAGCAGCAAAUUCCAGAGGACAGUACCCCUACCUUAUCAGUUAAGUAUCACUUAUGGUACUUGUUUUAUGUUUAUUAGCAAAUAAUGUCUCGUUUUAUGUUUACGGUGAUGAUUUUCUCUGAA